AUGCCUGGGCAAUUCAUUUACCAAAAACAUGGAAAAAGGGGGCCAAUAAUAGAGCGUGCUAAGACCCUUGAAAUCAUAUAUUGUUCAAUGGAAACAACUGAUACGCCUAAAGGUGAUGAUGAACCAAUUUCGCGAUCCUUACCUCAACCGGAAUACUCAAACAUCGAAAGUCAAAGUGCCUCUUCGAGUAUUGAGCAAAGGGGUUCAAGUGACAAGUUCCCUGCUGGCUUUAGAUCAGCUUUUCAUUCCUCUCACAGCUUAACAUUACCUAAGAAGCCAACUCAAAUUCCACCUCCCGUGCCUUCGGCCUCGGUGAGGCCGGACUGCCCAAGCCUCUCCUCCGCCGUCUCCGCCACCCCUCUCCUAAUGGCUCCCCCCAAACCUCCCCGCGCGAAUGCCAAAUCGAUGGGUUCGAAAAAGGGAAAACCUUUCGAAAGCUUCAACGCCUAUGACGUCGAGGAUCAGCAGCAAAAGGACGAUCAACAACGCAAAAGCCCAUCACCUUCGCAGCAGAAGAAUAUCCGAAUGCGGCAUCCUGGAGGCUGGGUGGAGAAAACUGACGACGAUGGAAAUAGUCUCUACAUCCAUCCCGAGUCGACAGAUCAGUGGGUUAAGGCGGUAAGUGUCAACGGUGAAACCUAUUUCUACGAGAAGACCUCGCGCAGAUCCGCCUGGGUUCUCCCUAUAGUGGAGCCGCGAAAUGUCGCCAUCGAACCUGCGUCGUGCAGACGACCAACGAGUACGAUUGGCGAACUUUUUUCAGCCCCUGUCACCUGUUUCAGCCCGGGAACCAUCAACACCAUCGAUCUUAGCGAGGCUCAGGCCAAAUUUGGUGCUCGAAAAACUCCCGUCUGUAAAAGCGGUGACAAUCUUUCGACAAUAUCUGCACAAGAUGACGGCUCAAGCCGAUUCUACCGGGUCUCAAAGGAUCACAUUACUGGACCUAUUGAAAACAAGAUUCGUGCGACGGAGCGACGGGGCCAAGUAAAUUUUACCAAAUACUCGGCAAACGGAGUUUCCCUUCCCAAGAAGUGGAUUCCCUCAAUCCUUGUUCUCAUUGGCCCAACUCUCUAUGUCUAUAAGGAUUCGAAAGCGCAAAAGGGCUCUUGCAUAUCGGGCAAACCGGAACUGGAGUCGCACGUGAAACACCUCCAUAUUUCUCCCGCCGACAAGACUCAUACCACUCGCGAGCAUACCUUCGUGUUGAAGGACUUCACUGACUCCGACAAUGUGGCCGAAUACCUCAUCGAAGUGUCUUCCGCGGAGCUUCGAAAAGCCUGGGAAACAGCCCUUCAGUACUCCCAAGAUUUUGUUAAGGAAGACCGAUUCGACAGAAGGGCUCUCUCCACUCGUCCGCCACCCAACGUUGAUCAAAAGGUGGUCGUGAUGCUUCGUGAAUUCUUCCGCAAACGGCCCACCUUGGAGAGCAUUCGCGAAGCAGGCAUCCUUCAAAAUGAGCCCGUAUUCGGUUCAAAUCUCAUUGAACUGUGCCAAAAGGAGCAAACUAAGGUGCCAACAUUUGUUACACGAGUAAUUCUUGCGGUGGAGGCCAGAGGUCUCGAAACCAGUGGUCUUUAUCGCAGGAGUGGCAAUGGCGCCGUUAUUCAAAAGUUGCGCAAUCAAGUAAAUCACAGCGAGUACUCACUGAACUCCGAUGAAUGGGAUAUCUAUGAGCUUUCCGACAGUCUGAAGCUGUUCCUAAGGGAGCUCAAGGAGCCUCUUCUCUUGUACUCACUUUACAGCGAUUUCAAGGACUUUAGCUCCACAAUGGGUUCAGACUCAGUCGACCAAAAUGUCAGCAAAAUGCGACGCAUUUUGCAGAAAUUGCCUGAGUGCCACUACGCAACUGCCAAGUUGAUCUUCGAGCACUUGAGCAAAGUUGCAGCACUGGAAAGUGCCAACCAGAUGAGCGCGAAAAAUUUGGCCCUCGUGUUCGGACCGAAUAUAAUGUGGCAGGACACGCCAACUGAUGACUAUGCCCACUUUCCCAUCGUUGGCUGCGCGUGCACGGAGUUCAUGAUCACCAACAACGCCGCUGUAUUUGCCCCUUCCACUCAGUUAAACUAA
Messenger RNA from Echinococcus granulosus, 2067 nucleotides. RefSeq names its product Rho GTPase-activating protein. The record is from RefSeq and is a predicted model, not a curated record. NCBI's taxonomy places the organism in Eukaryota, Metazoa, Platyhelminthes, Cestoda, Cyclophyllidea, Taeniidae. The transcript has 17 exons. Gene Ontology annotation, cellular component: cytoplasm. Gene Ontology annotation, biological process: signal transduction; regulation of GTPase activity. Gene Ontology annotation, molecular function: protein binding. Bases 1 to 2067 code for a protein of 688 amino acids.